Caenorhabditis bovis is the source of this 807-nucleotide messenger RNA. The record is from the annotation of a GenBank genome assembly. NCBI's taxonomy places the organism in Eukaryota, Metazoa, Nematoda, Chromadorea, Rhabditida, Rhabditidae.
AUGGAACUUCUAGAAGUAGGUAUUCGUUUUUUCCAGGGAAGCCGAAAUGAUUCUUUUGAUGAUUUCCUUAUAAAGGAUCGCGAAGAUAUCAAAUCCAUGCAUCGAAGUCUUCUGAUUACACCAGGAAACGAUGCUGUGCGUACCAAAGAACUUCAUGACAAUGUUGGUCGAUUCAUACAAAGGGCGAAAGUACUACGCGACAAAUUCGCAAAGUUGAAUGAAAGUGUUAUGAGAAUACCAGAUUCUGGAUAUGGUUCUGCUAGAGCUCGUCGUGAACAAAUUCGAGUUCUGAAUAUGACUUUCGAAGCUAUUGUGACGCAUUUCAACGAAGAUCAAGUUGAAUAUAAGGAAAAGGCAGCGUGCAAAAUAUCAGAGUAUUUGAAAUUGCAGAAUAUUGAAGUGAGCGAUGAUCAAAUAGAUGAUGCUAUAGAAUCUGGAAAUCUAGGGCUACUUACAAAAAACAUUCAUCUGGGAAUUGCGCAAAAAAAAGCCCUUUUUGAAGAUGUUAAGCAAAGAGCAUGUGAAAUAUUGGAACUUGAAAAGCAAAUACGGGAAAUCGAUGAACUUGUUUGUGAUCUGCAUUUAUUAGUAUCGAAUCAAGGAGAGACCAUUGACCGCAUCGAGACAAGCGUGAACAAUGCCAGUGAAUAUACGAAGAAAGCGCGAGUUGACGUACGAACAGCAGUGGUCUCGCGAAGACGAAAUCGGAAAUUCAAGUGUCUUGUCCUGAUCUUAGCUAUUUGUCUGAUUACUUUUGCUGGACUUCUUAUCAAAGAAUUGACAUGCAUUUAUACCCCGCUUUGCUAA